Molecule: messenger RNA, 351 nt
Organism: Phytophthora nicotianae INRA-310
Lineage: Eukaryota; Oomycota; Peronosporomycetes; Peronosporales; Peronosporaceae
Exons: 1
Coding region: 1-351 (116 amino acids)
Biological process (GO): pectin catabolic process
Molecular function (GO): glucosidase activity
Source: RefSeq, a predicted model, not a curated record
AUGGCUGUUAUGGACGUGCUGGAAGGCCUGCCGAACGGACUAGGUGCUGGUAUUUUCUACUGGGAACCAGGAUAUAUCUCGGUGCCUGGACUUGGGAGUGCCUGUGGAUCGAAUCUGCUAUUCAGUGUAAACUGGGACAAUUGGCCCGACACGUACGCCAAGGCUCUCUCAUCGAUCUACAUGUUUGCCGGUGAAGGGAAUACGUCUACUCCUAUUGCUGCUUCAACCACCACCACUGCUUCGCUGCAAACACAAAUUAACUUCUCGCAGCUGGACCAAAGUAGCAGAUCUAAACAGUCAGAGGAGAGCUCGACGCAACAAACCGACGGUGGCUCUGUGCAACAACACUGA